AUCUACGAUUCCGUUAUUUACAUUAUUUCAACAAUCCAGGGUAAUUGACAUUACUCGCUCACUAAUUGAUAUAUACCAACAUGAAGGAUACAUGCCUGAUGGCCGUAGUGGGAUGUCAAAUGGGAUAACACAAGGUGGAAGUAAUGCUGAUAUGGUUGUUGCCGAAGUAUUCCUAAAAAACUUUACUAAUAACAUAAACUGGACAUUAGCCUAUAAGGCAUUAUUAAAAGAUGCCGAGUAUAAUCCAUGGGAGCGAGGAAUUUUUGAAGGAAGAAUGUUUUUACCAUAUUAUAAAGCGUUAGGAUAUAUUCCAUUUCCUACGCAUAGAAUGUUGAGUUAUGCUUAUGUACCUUGUAGUAGAACUAUAGAAUAUUCAACUAAUGAUUGGUCUAUUGCUUUGGUUGCUAAAAAAUUGAAUAAAGAAGCAGAUUACAUAAAAUAUCAAAGUCGAGCUAAGAAUUGGGAAAAUUUGUGGUAUCCUCAUAAGACCAUCAAAGGUGCUAAAGGAUUCAUUUUACCACGAUUUAUAAAUGGAUCUUUUGAUACAUCAUGGAACGUAUUUAAUCGUUCUGAAAACAUUCCGUAUUACGAAGGAUCUGCUUGGGAAUAUA
This is a messenger RNA of Racocetra persica, 611 nucleotides long. Lineage: Eukaryota; Fungi; Glomeromycota; Glomeromycetes; Diversisporales; Gigasporaceae. The record is from the annotation of a GenBank genome assembly.